AUGCAAUCCACACAAGAUAACAGUAAUAAAUGGACAUCACCUCCUGAUACGCCUCGCAAUUACAUGCCGCUCCAACCAAGCUAUCCGUACAGUAAUACCGAGUACAAUCCUCAAUCCAAUGUACUGCCCGGUUUGGCCACACAGCCAUCUAUGCAUGGUUUAAUGGCAGGCUCGCAGCCAAGCACACCGAGACCUGAUAUUAUUAGCCCACCACCUGACAAAAUUUCUUCAAUCACUUCAACGAAUACGACCACUACGCCUGACCUUAUUAGAAGAAGACCUCCACUUCCUUCUCGACCCGCAAGUUUCACCACCACCACAUUUCACUCCAAUCCUUACCCAGGCAGCGUCUCAUUGAGACGACGCAGAACGGAAUCAUCCAUGUUCUCCUUUGAAACCGGACCCUCCUUCAGCCAAACCAAGCAAUUUUUAGAUUUAUGGAAUAUUGAUCAAACGAAUGGGCAUCAAGUUCAAUUGCAUGCUAAAAUGGACCGAGGAUUUUUCCGCGCAGAUCAAGACUGGACCUGCUAUCGCCGUAAUUACUUUCAAGUUAGUGCUACAUUUGAUGUCCAUGGUAUGAAUUAUGCAAUGCAAGGUCCUGAAGUGCCUUGUCUGCUAAGAACCGAGAACCAAGAGAUCCAUCAAAUCGACUUCUUUUCAAUUGGCGUCAGUGCUCGUGUAUCUGGUAGCGACAAAAAGAUUGAACUGGUUCAGCAUACACCCAAGCGUGAUAAAGGCCCUCAAAUGAUACCUGAGCCCAGAGUCGUCAGCGCUGGCGGCAAUUUGCACUUGGCCUCUGUGGGUUCCAAUCACAACAUUGUCACCUUUGAGCGUAUGCAAUUCAAAACCGCCACCGCCAAUAACGGAAAACGAAGAGCUGCACAACAGUAUUACGAGAUAGUGGUCGAUCUGUGUGCAAACAGUUCGACGGGAAAGCAAUUCAAAGUAGCUUCUUGUACAUCUGCUCCUCUCGUUGUUCGUGGUAGAAGUCCUGGGCAUUAUGCUGAUUCACAUACACGCUACAGAAGCAUGGAUGCUGGUACUCCUUCAACUGCUCCAUUUGGUUCACUUGGUCAGGGCGCUGCUGGUAGCACAACAAACCCUUCGCUUCCUCCACCUCCUCCUCUGCCUGCCACCAAUUCGUCUUCUGGUGCUGCCUCUUCCAGUUCUGGUAGUGGCCCAGGUGUUUCUGAUGAUCAUCAUCAUUACAUGCCUUCCCCACAACAACAGCGUCCAUAUGGCCCUUCCAUGAACUCAUCUGCCAGCAAUGGUAACCCUGAUUUCGGCAACCCUUAUUCUUCCUACCAUCAACAGCAGCAACCACCACCACCUUCCGAUGGCUAUCCUUACCCCGUAGCUAGCUUUGCUCCCGUAUUAACCACGCCUCCCAUGGGUGCUAGUAGAGAAGACGAAGGGCAUCGCGAGAGCGGUUACAUGAUGCAUCCCUAUGCUACGCAGCCCUCCCAACAUCCAAGCAGUCAUCAAGACAGCUACUAUGACAAUAAUCACAACAAUGGGCAUCCUAGCAACGACGUUUACGGCAACCAUCCUGAUAAUAAGCCAUAUUGGAACAAUAGGGAUCCUCAAUUACAACAGCCUAACAAUGCACGUUAUAGCUCAAACGGCCCUCAUGCAAACAGCUCUCCUUACGACUUUAACGGCUACAAUGGCAACAGCGUGCGCCCUCAACAACAAUCGACCAACGAACAUCCCUCUGAACCUCAUCACUCACUUGACGCUGGACGUUCAAUAAAAUCUGAUAAUAGGCAAUGCAUGCAUCAUUCUUCAGCAAACUCUCAUUAA
Mucor velutinosus is the source of this 1803-nucleotide messenger RNA. RefSeq lists its product as uncharacterized. Gene Ontology annotation, biological process: positive regulation of transcription by RNA polymerase II; meiotic cell cycle. Bases 1 to 1803 code for a protein of 600 amino acids. The record is from RefSeq and is a predicted model, not a curated record. Gene Ontology annotation, molecular function: DNA-binding transcription factor activity; DNA binding. Lineage: Eukaryota; Fungi; Mucoromycota; Mucoromycetes; Mucorales; Mucoraceae. The transcript is spliced from 3 exons. Gene Ontology annotation, cellular component: nuclear chromosome.